AUGGCUUGCCCAGGCGCUGCCUGCAAACAAUUUCCGGCUGGCAUCACCACCGCUGCAACCUGGGAUCGAGACUUCAUCUACGCGCGCUCAUAUGCAAUGGGAAAGGAAUAUUGCGACUUGGAAAUCCAUGUUGCUAUGGGCAUGGUGACGGUGGGUGGCACCAACCCGUAUGACACGGGUAUUGCCACUUGGCAUGGUGUGAAAGGCAUGAUGGACUCUGGAGUUCAAAUUUGCUCUAAGCAUGUUAUUGCAUAUGAGUAUGAGACAUUUAGAAACCCUACCAACUUCACCGAGCCUUGCGGCAUCUACAAUGCGUCUGAACAGGUCCCUAUCUCCAGCAACGUCGACGAAAAUACGACUCAUGAUAUCCACCUUUGGUCCUUCGCAGAGGCCGUGAGUGCAGUAACCACCCACAAAAUGUGUGCGUACAAUGCCAUCAACGACACUCACUCCUGUGCCAACUCUGAGUCCAACAAUGGCUUGCUCAAGGCUGAGUUCGGAUUCUAGGGAGCAGUUAUCAGUAACCGGGGAGGUGAGCGACUCAUGUAUCUAUCU
Messenger RNA from Talaromyces proteolyticus, 555 nucleotides. RefSeq names its product glycoside hydrolase superfamily. The transcript has 3 exons. Gene Ontology annotation, molecular function: beta-glucosidase activity. Gene Ontology annotation, biological process: glucan catabolic process. Lineage: Eukaryota; Fungi; Ascomycota; Eurotiomycetes; Eurotiales; Trichocomaceae. The record is from RefSeq and is a predicted model, not a curated record. Bases 1 to 507 code for a protein of 168 amino acids.